Coregonus sp. 'balchen' is the source of this 2749-nucleotide messenger RNA. NCBI's taxonomy places the organism in Eukaryota, Metazoa, Chordata, Actinopteri, Salmoniformes, Salmonidae. The record is from the annotation of a GenBank genome assembly.
AUGCAAAAGUGCAUACCUUCCCAACUUUCAGGGCAUACCCAUAGUUCUAUUUAUCAGAGUGAAUUUGAUGAAGUGCACCCUGCUAGGUCUAUGGACCAGCACCAGUCCCUUCUCCCAUGUCAUCUACAGGACAACACUGCAACCGAACCUGCUGGAUACGACACCGGACACGUUGAAGGAGGCCACGCGCCACAAUUCCGAGAGAUUCCACUCUUCCAGCGUUCAGUCACCUCUUCUGCUUGUAUCAGCUGUACGCCAUACCCGACUGACCCGUUAUGGGGCACCCCGGACCCGGUGGAUACCCGCCAUGCCAAGGGCAAAGCAGUCGCCAGAGGCAAGAGGUGCAGUGCAUCCACCUACUUCCUCUCACCAAGGCAUCUCUUCCCCUGGAUGAGAGAAACUCGGCAUGCCCCAAACCAGAGUGCAUCUGACUCCAACGAAUUAGGUAAAUAUAAUAUAAUAUUUUGUAUAUAGUACAGUGUCAUAAUGAUGAAUGUGCAUAUGACUGUCCAUAUUACUGUAGCCUAUAUUGCAUUUACCUAGUCUUCAAACAUAUUUUAUCAGAACAUUGCACACCUUAUAAUUUUGGUGCCAAAAGGGCAUUUGUGAGUUAUGACUUGCUCACAUGUUAACAUAGGAAUAAUAAGUAUUAGGCAAUAAUUACUGCUUGAACCUUUAUUUACAUAAUUUAGUGUUUAGAUGUUGCCUAUAAUUCUAUUUUUAUUGACCAGAAUUAUGCUAUAGCUACACUCUUUGAAAAAAAGGUGCUAUCUAGAACCUAAAAGGGUUCAUCGGCUGUCACCACAGAAUAACCCUUUGAAGAACCCUUUUUGGUUCCAGGUAGAACUCUGUUGAGUUCCACGUAGAACUCUUUUUCUCAGAGGGUUCUACAUGGAACCCAAAAUAGUUCUACCUGUAACCAAAAAGGGUUCUACCUGGAACCAAAAAGGGUUCUCCUACCCUCCUUUUAUAAGAGUGUAUAUACACAUACACAUGUUUGGUUACAUUUGAAGACAUUUUAAUAAUACGUUUGAACAACUCCUUAUGUUAGUUAUCAAUUCUAUCACACAAGAUCAUUUCCUCCUAAGUAGGUCAGAUAUUAAACCCUGAAUACAGUUGCUACUGACAGGACUGUUGUGGCACAUCUGACACUCUGAAGGUGGUUGUUUCCAGGUGUGGUCCCAAGGCACUCUUUAAGUGAUUGAGUUGACAGGUACGCUACUGCCGUGUGUAGAUUUGAUUAAUGCAUAUGUCAGAUGAUUCCCUUAGACCGUGUCUUUAGAAGGUGGGAACUUUCCCAAAACACCAUCAUCUGACACUAGCUGUAACUGUCCCUUGUUAUGUCUCAGACACUUUAGGCCAUGCCCUCAGCAAGGUUUAGAUGUGUUGCUUUCUUAGGGCUGUUGGUAGUGGGACAGGUCUCUCUUGGGUUAGUCAUAAACCCAAAGCAAUUGAUGCAAUUAAGGAGAGAAGAAAGCUUUGAAAUAAACACAUGUAGCCCUUUCCUGCAGUCAAUGACCAAAAGUGCCCUCUUCGUCUUCAUGAGUGGAAUGUUAUUAAUAUUUUUUAUAAUUUCAUAAUUAAUAAAGAUGAUUUCCUCUUUAUGACGAAAAUCCGGGGUUUCUAUGUCAAACAGUUUUGUUAUAUUUCAGUCUUCUGUGAUGUAUAUAAAGUGUAAUAUUGGGAUGCAAACUCAAAUUUGAAUACAUUUCAACUCUAUAUCUGACAUGGUACAGGUGUCUUCUUUUUUUAAGCCCAUAACCAUGUGUGUGAGGUGUAUACUUUUGUUUCAAAGUAGAUUUGUUUAAGACUACCAAGAAUCACUCUCUGUGACCCUGAUUUAGCCCACUGCAGUAAAAGGUUAAUUGACUCCAGAAAAGACACCUUAUCCCAGGACACUUUACAAGAUGACUAUUAGGAUUCCUAUGUCCCUCAGUUAAGCUUUUUCCCUUUUUAUGCAAACUAGGCAGAAGCUCGCCUGGGUGCACGCUCGCUCACUGACUUUUAAUUGACUGCUCUUUUACAUGUUCCUUUUGUCAUUUCCCCAGGUGAUUCAGUGUGCAGUCGUAACGAGGCUGGUGGUCUCCCAAGUAAAGGAAGAGAUGUAGGGCGAGACGGAGACAGAGAUAGAGGUAGAGACAGAGGGAGACGAGAGAGGACGGCAUUCACCAGUACUCAGCUAGUGGAGCUAGAAAAGGAAUUCCACUUCAGCCCCUACCUAUGUCGACCCCGCAGGCUGGAGAUGGCUGCAGGCCUGAGGCUCACCGACCGGCAGAUCAAGAUCUGGUUCCAGAACCGGCGCAUGAAAUACAAGAAGGAUCAUAAGGAGGACAGAGGGACAGAGACUGAGACACCAUCACCAUCCUGCUCUACCAGCCUAAGGUCCUCUGUUGGAGUUGGGUACUCAGGAUUCAGAAGUGCUUGUCUGGUGAGAGGGACUAGAUCUCCAAACCUUCUCUUCAUGAAUUAUGAUCGUACCCCUGCUUUGGGUUCUCACAGCAAGGCCAACACCAGUGAAUGUUUAUGUGUCACUCCCAUGGACCUUCCCCAUCUCACCACUGUAACUGCACCUGUCUCUGAUAGUCUGCAGUCAGCCCUUACGGUUGUAGACAGCAGUUGUUUGUGCACAGGUCUCUCCAAACUCACCCCAGGGCACCUAUCCUCUAAUGUUGAUAAUGACAUCAGUGCAUAUUUCAGAUGUAGGGGAUGCCUCUUAGACCUAGAACCUCAUACACUUACUCACCUGUGA